This is a messenger RNA of Asterias rubens (European starfish), 4490 nucleotides long. RefSeq names its product fibroblast growth factor receptor substrate 2-like. NCBI's taxonomy places the organism in Eukaryota, Metazoa, Echinodermata, Asteroidea, Forcipulatida, Asteriidae. Gene Ontology annotation, biological process: cell surface receptor protein tyrosine kinase signaling pathway. The coding region runs from base 230 to 1891 and encodes 553 amino acids. Gene Ontology annotation, cellular component: cytoplasm. The transcript has 6 exons. The record is from RefSeq and is a predicted model, not a curated record.
GGACAAAAUAGGACACCGGUGACCGCCUGCUCUAUAGAUGCUAGAUUUGCCGUGUUUUAUAAAUGCCGGUAUGGAGGUGUUCGAACCAUCGGACGGAGUCACUAUUCUAGUCUUACUACAUCUUCAAAUCUAACAAGCAAUGUGUGGGGAGUUAAUGCCCUACGGAGUUAAUGCCCAACCUGUUUGCUCUGAUUUCUUGCUUACUGGGAACUAACUAACAAAGAUCAGAAUGGGCAACCAGCAGCCUUGUAUUCGUCCUAAGGAUGUCAAACUAGCGCAGAACAUGUUUAAGGUUCGGAACGUUGAUGAUAAAGGAACAGAGGUCAGACGUGCUGUGAUUGAGGUCACAAAGAGUGACAUCAUCCUACACCAGAGAGGAAAAGACCCCAUCAAGUGGCCCUUGAGGAGUCUCAGACGGUACGGGUUCGACAAGAAGUUAUUUUCAUUCGAGAGCGGACGUCGUUGUGCAACUGGGCCAGGUAUCUAUGCCUUCAAAUGCAAACGAGCAGAGUUCCUGUUCCGCAACGUCCAGGAGAACGCUCAGACGUGCGGUGGCACCAACCGUUACGGCAGCUACUCUGCGUCAGAAACCAGCAAUGGAACAACGCCGAUGGAAACGGCAUCUCCGGCUCUAUCCCCAUUCUCGGCUGGUCCCUCCCACUUUACGGACAACGGGAGUAUCGCUUCAGGAAGUACCUACGGUCUGGCAACAUUCACCGGCCGAUCGUUGUCGACGUCGACGACCGCCUCAGGAGGGCAGCAGAGUCCGUCUUCGCCGGGGACCUCAGUGCAUUACAUCAAUGCUAACUCCUUUGCGGAUAUUCCAGAGUCGCCUCAAGAAGAUGCUGUUGACUCCUCUUCAGUCAUGGCUUCCUUGUUACCUCAAGUGAGUGAAGAGAGCAGACCUUCUUCCGAAGAGGACGACCCCAAUGUCAACUACGCUCGUCUUAAACAUGAUAUUGAUGAAGAUCUGACCCAGCUCACAGUCACAGACAUGACAGACACUGAUACAUUGACCCAGGUGCAAAAUGACGUCAACGGUAACAUGGACAGCAUCAGGUUACCGUCAUCGGCAAUGACGACGCGGACACUUGCGAACCUUCCUGAGCCCUACUACAUGAAACCCUCGUCAGUUCAGGACAUCGUGAACGGCAAUACGGCACCGUUGAAAAACAGUGGUCUGAACUUAAACAGCAAUGCAAAUGUGAUCUCUUUACCGGAGACCGUCGUGUGUUCCUCAGAAGCUGGUAAUCAUGAUUGUACGACCAGCAAUGCAUCACCGGCGUCUGUUACCAGCCCUAUGAGCGUGACGUCUCUGAUGACGCCCAGUAGUCGUACGUCAGGCAGUAGUUACUACGCUAACUUGGACACUGUAGGGGAACUCCCCCAUAACAACUUUGUCUUUUGCUGUGAUUUACGCUCACCGUGCAGUACGUCAUCGAGCAAAGGAAGUGCCGGGUCGGAGUUCAUUUUCGACGGCAGCGUCGGGGGUAACCGGUCCCCCGUGAGUGAACACAGCUACGCUAAUCUGGAUGUGCUAUCAGAGGUCGGGAUUAGACCAACCGUUUUCAAUGGAGCUACGAAUGUUGUUCUCCAGCCGGUGCCGAAGGGCCGCAUGAAUUACGCCGAUUUAGACUUGGAGACGAUGGACGCCGCGGGUUGUACGCCUAUUGUUCAGCCACGUCAGAGUCGUAGCUCGAGUAUGACGAGCUCACCGCCGAAGACCCCGGCUAGUUUGAACUCGGAAGGGUCCAGUCGCAGGACGGACACAUACGCUUUGAUUGAUUUUAAUCGGACUACGGCGUUGGCGAACUCUCAGAGACAGAUUGAUGACACUGAUCUUCCAGGUGGCUCGUUGCGAAGGACGAGACACGAUAGUAAGAUUCGGUAGAUGUCUACGAAAAUGUUUGGUGACUCGUGAAACUCUGGUAUGGCUGGCCAUGCUUAAUUCAAUGUGUUAAGAUUUAACUUACUUAAUACAGUUGUCAUUUGAAAGUGGAACAUAUUACAUGGAUCAAAAUUUACACCAAAAUUGCUACUUUUUUUCUUACUGUUCUGGAAGAUUUUUUUCAGAAAUGUACCUACAGCGUUUUUGAUAUUGGUAUGAUUAAAUGAUGAUGAGGUUAUUACGGUUUUAAUCCUAAAUUUAAUUACCCAUAAACAAACUAUGAAUUAAAAUUUGAAAAAUAAACUGUUAACAAAAUAAGUUAUUGGUUUUGUUGUUUAGGGGCAUUUAGUCAGUAACCAACCAAUCCCAGUGAUUUGUCUCUAUGAGGCUAACCAAUUAGUGUCCUUGCCUGAUAAUAUGACCCUGCAUCAAGGCGAACCAACCAAUCAGGUGCUAAGCCUGUAGAGUGCUGGCCAAUGAAAGCCAGUGUCUUAUGACUAAUAUUCAACACUGCAUCAAGGUGAACUGGCCAAUUAAAUAUCACGUUCUUCUUAGAAAACAUUCACCAAUUCCAAGAGUGGCAUCCUGACUUCAGUGUGUGAUGAUUUAAUUAAGAACGUUGCAUCCCAAGGUGAACCAAUUGGAUUCAUUUCCUGUCUCAGCUCUGACCAAUCACAGCCCAAUGAUGCAGUGACUAAUCAGAAACUUUGCUUCAAGGUAAAUUGGCCAAUUAGGAGCGUUACCUUCAGACAUCAGACUAGGCCAAUCAGUUCAGUGCUUUGGGGGUUUUGACCAUUAGGAGAGCUGCAAGAACUCUGUGACAUCAGUUGUAUGUCACAUUGUACUAAAAAUGCAUAAACGGAAACUGGGUUCUGUCCAGAAUUUCUAAAGAGGCGGAAAAGUGUUUUCCCUAGACCUUGAAAGUAGACCAAAAACAAAAGAAGUAAGAGAACUCAUUCAAGUAGAAUCCCAAUUGAUAAACAGCAGACAACAUCUUUAUAGGCAACUUGGGUUCUGGCGUUGAGCUGUGUCAAGCUUGCGAAUUUUUUCCCACAUCCAAAUGGUUCACCGACCAAUUACCAGCUUUCUCUCUUAAACAGUGUUUCUAUGGCCAAAAGCCUGAGGACUAAUCGAAAUUCUGUCCCGACUAGCUAAUGAUUAAAUUACUUAAAUUUGGUUUGUGUAUUGAACCCUGUUUUCCCCUAUAUUUUUAGGCCUAUACUUAAUAAUACUAGAAUAUACUCGUUCCAUAAAAGUGGAACUAUUUAUCUGUGUAAACCAUAACCAUUAGAGAGGAAGUGUGCUGAAGCAGACUACCAGCCAACAUUCCGUGAAGUUUACACUGUUGCCACUUGUGCACCCCCCCCCCCGCUCUGUUUUUUGCUUAGCAAAAGAAAAGUGUUUAGCAGCGUUCUCUGUUUCAUCAAAUUAGGCCCUCGUGUGAUGUACAACAGUAACUACCACCUUCAUCUGUCAGUGACUUUUGUAUGUUAAUUUAUACCUUAGCACUGUUGUAGAUUGUGAAAUUUGUAGUUUUUUUUAAAAGAAACCUGUCAUGCAACAGAAACAGUGAACUGUGCCACCUCAAAAUUAGUUAUUGAGUAACCCUGGUAACCAAUUAUUUUUGUUAAAGUUUAGUUGUUGUCUUUACUGGCCGGAUAUGUACGUAGAGGGCUACUCGAGGUGUGUGGUGACAGGGUUUGAAAUUAGUGGUUGCCCUGUCGCCAAAAGCGAGUAAAAACAGUGGCUGGUGAAUCAAAUCCUUUCUUGACUAGUCCAACAAUCCAGUAAAAAAUGUUUCUUUGUCACAUAAAUGAGGGGUACAGUGGUAAAAUCCCAAAGAGUGAUUGUUUUUAAUUUCAUGAAACGGUUUGAUGAGUCUUGGUAAAUAAUUUGAUGAGAACAAGUAUUAUUAACCACAGAAAUAAGGGGAUAAGAUUGCCAAAAAUGCAACUUUUUGAACUUCACUUCCAUGUUUUUUUUUUAUGGCAGGAAAAUUGUGUGCUUUAUUACAUGUUGGGUUAGUGAAAAAAAAAUUUGGUUAACUCUUCUGGACGUUAAAUGAAAACAAAGGUGAAGGAACCCCGGGUUAGGGUAAGAGUGAGGGCAUUUUCUAAGAAAGCAGAGAAAAGAUUUCAUAUUAUUGACUUGGGAGACCCAAAGCUGGACUUGAUGGGUUUAAUUUUGUAAUGAUACUGCUGGUCAAACUAGUUGGAUAUUUUAGCAUUACUAAUGAUCCAAUGAGGUAGCGACCAAAUGUUACCUUCAUUUUAUAAAAGUGGAAUUUUAAUUUGUAGUUUGAUUUUUUUUAAAUAUUGUAUCAUGUGUAUGUAAUGAAUAGUUAUACACUUCUCCUAUUUUUAUUCCGAUAAUUAUUUCAACUUCCCUCAUUUUCGAUGUUUUUAAUUGUUUAAUAUUUGAAUUAGUUCAUGGUUUGUAUAUGUAGUUUUUAUGUAUAAUUAUAUAAAUAUAUUUCCUGAAAAAGUGUCUGUAUAUAAUUCUAAUAUAAUUGGGCUCACAAGGUAGUAUCUACGUAUAAACACCUAGAUUCGGUUGAUCUACUUAUUUAUAUGAAAUAAAAUCUUUAUUAGUCACAUGAUUA